Molecule: messenger RNA, 1709 nt
Organism: Dromiciops gliroides (monito del monte)
Lineage: Eukaryota; Metazoa; Chordata; Mammalia; Microbiotheria; Microbiotheriidae
Gene: TRMT13
Product: tRNA methyltransferase 13 homolog
Exons: 11
Coding region: 159-1628 (489 amino acids)
Biological process (GO): tRNA methylation
Source: RefSeq, a predicted model, not a curated record
AGAAGAAAACGACGGCUGCUUUUGGCCCUCGUAGGCCACGGUAGCUCCCUUCCGGUCGGGGAGGUGCCUGGGACUUCCGAUUGCCGUGGCUGCCCGGCGCCCGGCCCGUUUGUAAAGAAGCAGAGCCCGGUUGGUCUGGGGUGCUGGAAGCCCCGAAGAUGUCUACACCGCCGCGGACGCCGGCGGCGACCCAGGUUCCGAUCGAGGGCAGAUGCAGCUACUUUGUGGAAAGGAAGAAUCGCUUCUGCCGGAUGGUGGUGGCGUCAGGGAGACGCUUCUGCGGGGAGCAUGCCGGAGCCGCGGGAGCAGAAGAAGAAAAUACCAGAAAAAGAAUACUCUGUCCCCUAGAUCCAAAACACACAGUGUAUGAAGAUCAGCUUGCAAAACAUUUGAAAAAAUGUAACUCAAGAGAGAAACCAAAACCAGAUUACUUUGUUCAAGAUAUUAAUGCAGGAUUAAAAGAUGAAACAGAAAUUCUUGAUGAACUGGUCCCAAUUUCUUUUCUAUCUGAAGAGCAAUUGGAAAACUUAAUUAAGAAACUGAGAAAAGCCAGUGAAGGUGUGAAUUGUUGUACACUUAAAGAUCAAAUAAUGUCACAUCCUGCAUUGCAUGAUGCCCUAAAUGACCCCAAAAAUGGUGAUUCUGCAUUCAAACACUUGAAACAACAGGCUUCAAUUUUAGGUAACAUGGAAAGAUUAAAUUUACUGGGACCAAGAAGAUGCUUUGUUGAAUUUGGAGCUGGAAGAGGGAAAUUGUCUCAUUGGGUUGAUACUGCCCUACAAGAAGCUGAAAAGGUCUACUUCCUGUUGGUAGAAAGGGUGACCACAAGAUUCAAGGUAGAUGGUAAACACAAAAACAGAAACUCUGUAUUUGAAAGGCUUCAAAUUGAUAUUCAACAUUUAUGUUUGAGCAAAAUACCUGUGCUAAUAAAAGAAAAGUUACCUGUGGUUGGAAUUGGAAAACAUUUAUGUGGUGUGGCAACAGAUCUUGCAUUGCGAUGUUUAGUUGAAACCUAUCCUACCAGAUGCAAAGAAAGAAAUGAGGAACCAGUAGCCAAGCGUAUAAAGAAUGAUAAAACAGACUCCAAAAAUGACACUUUGGUAAAUGAAGGAAGUGAACAGAAUGAAUUAGAGCAGUGGAUCCCUGUAGCUGGCAUUGUUGUUGCACUCUGUUGUCAUCACAGAUGUGAUUGGAGGCAUUAUGUGGGCAAAGAAUUUUUCAAGACCCUAGGACUUGGGCCAGUCGAAUUUAACUAUUUCCAACGAAUGAGUAGCUGGGCCACUUGUGGAAUGCGGGAAACAACUUUGGAAACGUCAGAAAUUAAUAUAACAAAAAGAGAUGAUCAAACCAAUGAUAAUGAAGAACAUGACCAUAAAGAAUACAGGAAAACAGAUGAUAAUCCUGAAGGUUUACCUGGGCUUCUUACUGUCGAAGAAAGGAAAAAUAUAGGUCGUCUCUGUAAAUUACUGAUUGAUCAAGGCCGGAUCGAAUAUUUACAACAGAAGGGAUACAGUGCUUCUUUGCAGUACUAUACAGACUCCCUUGUGUCUUUGGAAAAUGUCCUGUUAACAGCUUUACCCAAACAGUCUUCAACACCAGACUCAACCAUGAUGAAAGAGAAAUUGUGAACAGUUCCUCCUAAAGAAUUUUAUAGCCCAUCCCUAGAUAUUUUAAACAGAUAAGAUCAUUUAUUUAAAAAUCAUGGGAAA